Molecule: messenger RNA, 3735 nt
Organism: Carassius auratus (goldfish)
Lineage: Eukaryota; Metazoa; Chordata; Actinopteri; Cypriniformes; Cyprinidae
Gene: adprhl1
Product: ADP-ribosylhydrolase like 1
Exons: 8
Coding region: 260-3481 (1073 amino acids)
Biological process (GO): protein de-ADP-ribosylation
Molecular function (GO): ADP-ribosylarginine-[protein] hydrolase activity; magnesium ion binding
Source: RefSeq, a predicted model, not a curated record
CUGGAGCAGAUGAGUGACCCUCUUACCCUGGUGCCACAGCUGUUGCCUUUUUAGGAGACACCUGAUCGCAGCUCAGCACAGCCACACAAAGAGCUGCUGAUAACGCCUGGAGCGAGUUCAGAUGAUGAAACCAUGCAGCAGUAAACAGUGGGCAGGGCUUCCAGAGACACACACGUACAGCUGUUGUGUCUGCGCUGAAGAAAGUCACCUCCAGCCGUUGAGGAGCUCAGUCUGAUGCUGUAGGAUCUCUGACACAUUCAUGGAAAAGUUCCAGGCUGCUAUGGUUCUCGGAGGAGUGGGAGAUGCCCUGGGAUACCGCAAGGGCCGGUGGGAAAUGUGUAUCUCAGGGAAACAGAUUCAGCAGGAACUGGCCACUCUCGGGGGUCUUGGAGCCUUGAAGCUAGACGCUGAUAACUGGCCGCUCAGUGACGGAGUGCUGAUGCACAUGACCACUGCAGAGGCCCUGAUCACUGAUUACUGGUGUCUGGAGGAUCUGUAUCGGGAGCUGGUGCGGCUCUAUGUGGAGGCCAUGGUUCGUCUGCAGGGCCGAGUUCCAGAGCCCAGUACUGUGGAGGGAUGCGUCAACCUCAAGCCACACAACUUCCUGUUAGCCUGGCACACACCAUUCAAUGAGAAAGGUUCUGGUCACGGAGCUGCGACUAAAGCCAUGUGUGUGGGUAUGCGCUACUGGCAGCCCGAGCGGCUGGACAAUCUGGUGGAAGUGAGCAUAGAGACGGGCCGAAUGACCCACAAUCACCCCAUAGGGUUCCUGGGCUCUCUGUGUACGGCUCUCUUCGCCUCAUAUGCCAUCCAGGGUAGACCGCUGGUCAGCUGGGGUCGUGACCUCAUGACGGUCAUUCCCAAAGCGGAGGAAUACUGCAGGAAAACCAUCCGACAUAUGGCAGAAUAUCAGGAGAAGUGGUUUUACUUUGAGGCCAAAUGGCAGUUUUAUCUGGAGGAGAGAGGAAUAGAAGAUGGUCAAAGUAAACCGAUACUCCCUGACCGAUAUGAUGUUGAAGAGACAGACAAGAUGUACAAGCGCUGGAGUUCAGAGGGCUGUCCCGGACGCAGGGGUCACGAUGCACCUAUGAUUGCGUACGACGCUCUGCUGGCAGCUGGAUCCAGCUGGGAGGAGCUGUGCAAACGGGCCAUGUUUCACGGAGGUGAGAGCAGUGCGACGGGUUUGAUCGCCGGCUGUCUUUACGGGCUGCUCUACGGGAUCGACCAGGUUCCCGCUGGACUUUAUCAGGAUUUGGACAAAAGACAAAAACUGGAAGAACUGGGAGGACGAUUAUACCGAGCCGCGGCAGUAGAGAAAGCUCAGAGGGAUAAGCAGCAGCUCUCCAUCAUCUCAACCCUGGAUCGGCGAGCCAUGAAACAGCUGAUCCUGGAUUGCGCAACACAUCCGGAGGUCAGGACCAUUCUGGAGAAUCUUCUGCUUUACCAAAACCAAGACCUUCCAAACUCUCCGUCAGCAACCUUAGGAAGAGCCGGUCCACGUCUAACUGCCUUCCAGCUGCUCAGAUCUAAGUUUCUGAGGAGUGUGCCGAAGCCAGCACUCACCCGCAGACGAGAGGUGGGCUCUCUGAACACAAAACAGUGGCAUAUUAAAGACACAAGCAGACUGAGAGCUGAUUCAAGACCCGGGAUGAAGAGAAAAACCUCCAAAGUUCAGAACAUGCUGGAGAGAUUUACAGCAGCAGAGAGCAACACCAUAAAGAAACCACAAACCAACAGACGGACAGGCAGAAUCAUGUUUAGCAGUUUAAUCAAGAGAUUUGAGACUCUAGUGACGGAGCACAGCAGAAAUGAUUUGACACACAAGAUCAAGAGACACAAGAAUGAAUCAACUGUUACACAGGAAACACUAAAACAACACAAGAACAAACCAACUGAUUCACAAGAAGUAUUAAAGCAACACAAGAACAAAUCAACCAAUACACAAGAAGAACUAAAUCCAUACAAAAACAAAUCUACUGAUUCACAAGAAACAAUAAAGCAAUAUGAGAAUAAGUCAAUUGAUUCACUAGUACUAAAGCAACAAAAGAAUGAAUCAAUUGAUUCACAAGAUCCACAAAAGCAACACCCGAACAAAUCUAUUGAUUCACAAGAUACACUAAAGCAACAAAACAAUGAAUCAACUGAUUUACAAGAAAGACUAACGCAACAGAAGAGCAAAUCAAAUGAUGUACAAGAACCACUAGAGCAUCAAGAGAAUAAAUCAACUGAUUCACAAGAAGCACUAAAGCAACACAUGAACAAACCAACUGAUUCACAAGAAGCACUAAAGCAACACAAGAACAAAUCAAACAUUGAACAAGAAUCACUACAGGAACACAAGAAUGAACCAACCAAUUCAAAAGAAGAACUAAAGCAAUAUGAGAACAAAUCAAUUGAUUCACAGGAAAGAUUAAAGCAACUGAAAAAUAAAUCAAAUGAUGUGCCAGAAGCACUAAAGCAACACAAGAAUGAAUUAACUGAUUCACAAGAAAGAUUAAAGCAACUGAAGAACAAAUCAAAGAAUGUACAAAAACUACUAGAGCAUCGUGAGAAUAAAUCAACUGAUUCACAAGAAGCACUAAAGCAACACAAGAACAAAUCAAGCAACGAAAAAGAAUCACUACAGGAACACACGAAUGAACCAGUGAAUUUAAAAGGAGCACUAAAGCAAUAUGAGAACAAAUCAAUUGAUUCACAAGUACUGAAGCAACACAAGAAUGAAUCAACCAAUUCACAAGAAGGACUAAAGCAACACAAGAAUGAAUCCAUUUUUUUGCAGGAAUCACAAAUGCAAUAUGAGAACAAAUCAACCGAUUCACAAGAGACAUUAAAGCAACACAAGUACAACCUAUCAGAUACACAAAAAGUACUACUUCAACACAAGAAUGAACCACCAAAUUCACAAGAAGUAAUAAAUCAGGAUGAGAACAAAUCAACUGAUUCACAAGAACACUGGAAUCAAACUACAGGAGCGAGUGACAAAGACUCAGCAGGACAGAAAGAGCUCAGACUUCAGGAGCUGAGUGAGACCUUCAGUCUAGAAAUGAAGGAUGCAUGUGUUUCUGAUGCAACUCUGAAAGAGUGUCAAGCUGAGGAAAGAUCAGGACAUCAGUGUCUCAAUGGAGUGUCUCAAAAGAUGCAUCUGGACUCAGUCGGUUCAUCUCCUGAGGUUUGUUUGGACAUGAACUCAAAAACAACUCUCAGACAGACUUUAGAGAUGAACACACAGAUUCUACAGAGACCUGGAGUACUGAAGAACUCAGACGAUACAAGUGACCUCAUCGUUAGUGCUUCUGAUGGGCAGAUUUCAUCUGAGCUGAAGGUUGUGGAAAUGAAGGACCAACAAACAAAGGAUGAGAGCGCAUGUCAUCUUUCAAAAGGAGAAACACCAAAGUAUAGGAGUGUGAAUUACUGUGACCCUUCAGUGAGACUCACCUACAUCCCCAAAACCAUCAGAUUCACUGACACCUUCAACUUCUGAAGACGUGAUUUGAUUUGAUUUUUUGUGCAUGUCAGAAUUAACAUUAUUUAUUGCAUGUGUCACAUCCAUCAGAUGCAGGUUUAAUCACGGUUAUGUCAGAUCUAAUUUAUCCACAUCAUAUAUUUCAUACACUAAACAGUAGCUGUGAGGCUCAUGUAGAACAAUUUGUUUUUGUUUUCAGAUGCUGUUUUUCUGUGGUGUGUGAGUUUGUUUCACAAGAUAAAAAAAUUAAAAAGGUCAUAGUUGUCACAUAA